Iphiclides podalirius (scarce swallowtail) is the source of this 2493-nucleotide messenger RNA. The record is from the annotation of a GenBank genome assembly. NCBI's taxonomy places the organism in Eukaryota, Metazoa, Arthropoda, Insecta, Lepidoptera, Papilionidae.
AUGAUGCUGGGUUACGCAGCAGCCAUUUGCCGUUUCCCCGGUGCACCGGCCCACUCCCGCAUCUCUUUCUCCGACGAGACCAUGGCAGAAGGCACUGUUGCCACCUACUCGUGCGAGCGAGGUUUCGAGCUUCUCGGCCCCGCCAGGCGUUUGUGUGGCGCCAAUGGAAAAUGGACGCCCGACGGCAUUCCGUUUUGUGUACUGAACGUGGCAGCUGGAAAAGCGCCAAUGCAGAUAUCCACAGAAGGCGGUGGCGCCCCCCAGCGGGCACUGGAUGGCAGCACUUCUGCUGUGUUUAACGCCGAGACCUGCACCCUAACGAAGUCUGAGCGAGUGCCGUGGUGGUACGUCAACCUACUGGAGCCCUACAUGGUGCAACUCGUUAGGCUCGACUUCGGCAAGCCUUGCUGUGGUGCGAACAAGCCAGCGGUGGUGGUGGUUCGAGUGGGGAACAGUCGGCCCGAUCUGGGCACCAAUCCGAUAUGCAACCGCUUCACGGGCUUCCUCGAGGAGGGGCAGCCGCUGUUCCUGCCCUGCAACCCGCCGAUGCCCGGGGCGUUUGUCAGCGUCCACCUGGAAGGCGCGAGCCCGAGCCAGCUGUCCAUAUGCGAGGCUUUCGUGUAUACCGACCAAGCGCUGCCGAUAGAAAGGUGUCCGCAGUUCCGCGACCAGCCCCCGGGCAGCACCGCCACCUACAACGGCAAAUGCUACAUAUUCUACGACCGGCAGCCAUCCGACUUCAGGGACUCGCUGGCGUUCUGCCGCUCCAGAGGAGGAACGCUCGUCGACGAGAGCAACCCGGCCCUGCAAGGCUUCAUAAGCUGGGAGCUAUGGCGCAGGCACCGAAGUGACAGUAGCAGUCAGUAUUGGAUGGGCGCCGUUCGAGAUCCCCAGGAUCCAAAUAACUGGAAAUGGGUGAACGGUAAUGACGUCACCGUCUCCUUCUGGAACGCUCCGGGAGGUGGCGAAGGUUGUGCUCGAUUCGAUGGCAGUAAGGGGUGGCUAUGGGCUGACACCGACUGCCAAGCAAGAUUAAACUAUAUCUGCCAGCAUCAACCCAAGGCGUGCGGUAGACCGGAGCAGCCGCCCAAUUCCACUAUGACGACGGAGAGCUUCGAAGUCGGGGCACCAGUCGAGUAUUCAUGCGACGAGGGGCAUCUCCUAGUUGGGCCAACCGUACGAACUUGUUUGGACACAGGAUUUUAUGACGAGUUCCCGCCAGUUUGCAAACGCAUUGACUGCGGCUUACCUGCCGAGAUCGCUCACGGCGGCUACGAACUGGUGAACGGUACGGCGUCCUAUCUCUCGCACGUGCAGUACUUCUGCGAGGCUGGCUACGAGAUGGCGGGGCGAUCGCGGCUCGUGUGCGACAUCGACGAGCGGUGGAACGGACCACCGCCGCGGUGCGAAGCGAUCCAGUGCGAGCCGCCGGCCCCGAUCUCGAACGGCCGCGUGCUGGUGGCCAACAACGCGUCCAUCUUCGGCGCUAUUGCGGAAUACGAGUGCUCGCGGGGCCACCGUCUGUCGGGCGCCCGCCGCCGCGGCUGCCUCGCAACCGGCCUGUGGGAACAGCCCCCGCCGCACUGCAUACCUGAAGAACAUCCGACCACUACAACGACGACCACCACCACCACGACCACGACCACUACUCCACCGCCCACCACAACAUCCAUCCCAUUGACGACACCGGCAACAACGCCCCGCUUGGUGCUUCCAUCGCGUUCUCGGCCAACGCUUCGACCGACGUCGCCUGCGCCCUUCGCGCCGCCAGACAGCUCUCGCAGACCACGCCCGAAGAGCACGACCACGGAGACGCCGACCACCAGGUCGUACGAGAAACCGCCACCCCGAAAGGUCACCGUCGCGGACUCGCAAGACUCGUCCACCAACCACGUCCCCCACAUCAUAGUCGCCAAUCACCCGAGAGAAAAUCAAAUCCUGGGCAGCGGGAACAACAUUCGCGCCGAGCAGACCCCGCGCGUCAACGUACCUCAGCCGGUGGACGGAGAAAGGAGGGAGGGCGCCCGCCUUAACCUGGGCGCUGUGGUCGCCCUGGGGGCAUUCGGCGCUCUGGUAUUCCUCGUCGCCAUUAUCACAACCAUAGUGAUCUUGGUCCGAAGGGUCCGCGGGAAAGCGCCGAAACGUAAUAUCCUGCAUUCGUCAUGCGUCCGGUCUGCUGCAGCGCUAUUACGUGGUAUACGUUUAGGAUCUAAAAGAGACCCGCCCGCCCCUACUGGGCGACUGGCUCGAGUGAUUACUAGCAUCCGACGUUUGCGUACCACUAUCCGACGCAUGCGGUGCAACUUAGACUUGACAACGGACGCUAUUAACGUCAGUGGCGGUCCGAAGCGACCACCGGCGGCCGUCCGCGAGCUCCCCCCCCGAUGGUACACGCUGCUGGCCCUCCCAUUCCCGGACCAGCAGGUCGGCAGGCGGGAGAUCGCCCGCGCCCACCGGCACGCACACCGCGCCGGCCACUUCUCCAACCCGUUA